Messenger RNA from Anoplopoma fimbria (sablefish), 951 nucleotides. Its product is annotated as olfactory receptor 5B17-like. The record is from RefSeq and is a predicted model, not a curated record. Gene Ontology annotation, molecular function: olfactory receptor activity. Gene Ontology annotation, biological process: G protein-coupled receptor signaling pathway. NCBI's taxonomy places the organism in Eukaryota, Metazoa, Chordata, Actinopteri, Perciformes, Anoplopomatidae. The coding region runs from base 1 to 951 and encodes 316 amino acids. Gene Ontology annotation, cellular component: membrane. The transcript has a single exon.
AUGGAAAACGAAACUGUUGACAUGGAUAUCCUACAGCUGGAGGGGUUAAAGGUCAGCCCCCAGUCCGCCGUACCUGCCUUCGUCCUCCUCCUCCUCAUCUACAUCUUCAUCAUGGUGUCCAACAUCGGCCUGGUGGUCCUGAUCUCCAUGGAGAAGAGCCUCCACCAGCCCAUGUACCUGCUCUUCUGCAACAUGAGUAUCAACGAUGCCUUCGGGGCGACGACCAUCAUCCCUCGCUUGCUGAGUAACGUUUUUAUUCCAAUCACAGACCGCUACAUUCACUACAUCGACUGUGCUAUUCAGGCCUUCUGCGCUCACUUCAAUGGAGGCACCUCCCACACGGUGCUCAUGAUCAUGGCCUUCGACCGCUACGUGGCCAUCUGUAACCCCCUGCGAUACGCCACCAUCAUGACCAACAGGAUGGUGGCGGCGCUGUCGGUGGUGGCGUGGACGGUGUCUUUUCUCUUGAUCGCGGUCAGCGUGGGGCUCAGCGUCCGUCUGUCUCGCUGCAGGCGGAUUGUUCUUAACCCGUUCUGCGACAACCCCUCCUUGUUCAAGCUGUCCUGUGAAAACGUCCUCAUCAACCACAUCUAUGGGCUCAUCAGCGCCAUGGGCACGAUGGCUGUGUCGCUCUUCAGUGUGGCGCUCACCUACCUGAGGAUCGCCAUGGUGUGUCUGAGCAGCAAGAACAAGGCUCUGAACAGCAAAGCGCUGCAGACCUGCACCACCCACCUGGCCGUGUACUUCAUCAUGCUGUUGUCAGGCUUCAUCAUCAUCAUCCUCCAUCGGUUCCCUCAAUUGUCAGACCACAGGAAGCUGGCGUCCGUCUUGUUCCACGUGGUUCCUCCCUCCAUGAAUGCUAUUAUCUACGGACUGCAGAUCAAAGCCGUUAGACAAAAGAUCAUGAUUAUAUUUAAGAGAAAUAAAAUGACUGUGUCAGUGUUGAAAUGA